Anopheles merus is the source of this 1766-nucleotide messenger RNA. It is a transcript of the gene Drep4, whose product is annotated as DNA fragmentation factor subunit beta. The transcript is spliced from 4 exons. The record is from RefSeq and is a predicted model, not a curated record. Gene Ontology annotation, biological process: apoptotic DNA fragmentation; apoptotic process. The coding region runs from base 345 to 1622 and encodes 425 amino acids. Gene Ontology annotation, molecular function: DNA endonuclease activity. NCBI's taxonomy places the organism in Eukaryota, Metazoa, Arthropoda, Insecta, Diptera, Culicidae. Gene Ontology annotation, cellular component: nucleus; cytoplasm.
AAACAAAGAGUCGUGUAAACAAGAACAGCAAAAACAAGAUGUUCGUCGUUCUCGUCGUCGUCGUCGUCGUCGUCGUCCUCGGCCCACGUAUGGAAAAGCGGUGCGUACCGUGAGGCGAAAGGUCAUUAUCAUCACUGCAACUGCAUCCCGCGAAUGCAAACGUUGCUUCACCGCCGAACAGUGCGAACCAGCUAGUCGAACGAACCAUUUCGUAAACGUGCUAUCAUCCUCCGGCCAACAUACAAGCUCGCUCGCGGUGCCUCAGGUUUCAAGGCAAUUGGUGCGGUUUCAGGUAGUUUUGUAGCGGGCAAGCACACCACCACCCGCAUCCCCAGUAGGAGGAAAUGUUUAACCUGUUCGCGGGCAAGGACAAACCGGCGGCCAGCGGUGGACCACUGCAGGGCUACAAGGUGACGGAUGUCGAGCGGAGCCGCAAGUACGGCGUGGCCGCCGACUCACUUCGCAUGCUCCGGGCGAAGGCGUCGGAAAAAUUCAAGAUACCAGAAUGUCGUGUGUAUCUUGCCCAGGACGGUGUGGAAGUGACCGAUGAGGAUUACUUUCGAACGCUGCCCGCUCAGAUUCUGUUCGUGGUGGCUGGCAAGGAUACGGUCGUGCAAACCGAUUUCGAGCUAAUGUACAACGCCAUCAAGACGGCCCACACGGACCUGCUGCAUGCGGGCGAGCUGGCCCAACAGUUUGUCAGCAACAAUCAGCCGGAGAUUUCGAAAAUCCUCUUCAACGCCCAGCGUGGUCGGGAUGAUUUGAUUCAGCGCAGUGCUCGGGAAGAGCACGCCGAAUGGUUUGUAGGAAUUGACGAUCGCGCGGUAAAGACAAAGGAGGAAGUGAUGAAGCGGCGCGGCCAGGAUCGAAUUCGUGGCUAUUUUUACAAAACCAAGGACGAGCUGACGAAGUGCGCGAUGUACCGGGGCAGCCCGAUGGCUCGUGAGCUAAUCGAUGAGAUGCUGGAACUGUUCCGCCAGCUGCUGGUGGGAUUCGAUUACUUUAGCUGCAUGUUUGACCGCAGCUGCCAGCGCCGGAUGGAGCUGAAGCCGGACACCGAGGACGGCGGGGACGAACCGGACGCGCAGCGGAUUCCACCGAAGCGGUUGAAACUGUUGGUGCAAAGUUCGCUCGGCCGGGACUGCCGCAUCGAGCCGUACAAUGUGGCGUUGUGCAGCGAGCGGGGCGACUUUCGGUGCAUGGGCGUGUGGAAGGACGAGCGGUGCCGGUACGCUAGCCAUCGCAUCAAUCCGUACGCGAGCCGGGAAAACUUGAUCCUGUUUCAGGUGUGGAAUCUGGACCAUCAGGUCGAGAUUAGCCGGAGCGUGCUGCCGUCCAUACUGGACAACGUGGAGCGGAUGGUGUCGAGCGCGGAUGGCGGCGGCGGAGGCACACCGAUGUGCAAGCUGCACCGGCGCAAGGGCAAAAACUUGUCUGUGAUAACGUACUUCCUGGAGCUGUUUACGCUCAGCAAUCUGAAGCUGGUGCACAUCGUUUGCCACGACAAGACCGUCCACGAGCUGAUCUCGAACGGGACCAUCAUCUGCGAUCGGUGCGAGGAGUAUAAGUAUAUUAAGCAAUUUCAGCGCAAAUUACGGGAGAAGAAGGACGCACUGCUGUAAGACAGACCUGGUGUGGCGGUCAGUUUUGACUCGGUUGCCAACGAUCUCGUGACGUAAAGACAAAUAUUUAAGCAAAAUAUAUAUAUUCUACAAUAAACGUUCUCACCUCAUGGGCGCAAUCGUGUGUGUUCGCUAUAUAACGCC